Messenger RNA from Suillus discolor, 891 nucleotides. RefSeq lists its product as uncharacterized. Bases 1 to 891 code for a protein of 296 amino acids. The transcript has 4 exons. Lineage: Eukaryota; Fungi; Basidiomycota; Agaricomycetes; Boletales; Suillaceae. The record is from RefSeq and is a predicted model, not a curated record.
AUGUACUCCCCAGUGAAAACUGCCAUAUUGCACAAUGAGAGGCAUGAGUCUCUACACCGUCUUUUGUUGCUCCUUGCACCACCAGCAAUUUCUCGCAAGGGAGCUCUUGCUCUCUCUUCCUCUUCGGCAGGUGUUGAUGGACUAAGGUGGUGGAUUGAUUGCCAGUGGAAUCCGACUCUUCAAUUUGAGUUAAGACUACUGCUCUUUCUGCUGGAAGAACAUGUCUACUCAGGCGAUCUAUGGUGUCUUGUAAUGGCAUACCAAAUUGAAUUCAUGCAAGGAGAAUCAUUGCACAAUUCACAACUGCCUUGCAGAGUCCUUUUUGACAGAGAAAGAGAGUUUAUGGAGGACAAGAAAGACAGAGCUCAGUUGGAAUUGUCACUUUAUUCUCAGGCCAUUGACCUCCUUCAGCUGAAGGCGGGCUCUCGUCCUGCUAGCUCGCGCCCUGUGAUUCAGCUCUCUGCAAGAGACUGGCAUCCUCUAGACAGGCUCUCUAGGGUCGGUUCUUUGGCACAUCUGAAAUGCAACGAGUGGCUAAGCAAAGUUUCAACAAGCGGAGACUCUGAUGAUGAUGAAGCUGAUAUGGGUUUUGACAGGGGUGUUGGGCCUGCCAUGGUUUAUACUGCUGAAGAAUCAACAUCCAUUGCAUCCAAGCUCAUGAUGUUAUAUAAGACUCUGGUGGUGUGUAACGCAGGUCACCGCCCUUACCAGUUGGUCAAUACAUGGGUCGAAGAAUGUACAGAGGACUUUUACAUGGACGAUCUUGCAACAGAAAGAGCUUCCUUGCAGAUCAUGAUAUUACGCGCCAAUGAUUUAUCUAAUGCUGAAGAUGAAACUAGCUUUCUUCAAGCAGAAUUGGGUCUAAUGCAAUCAAGAUUUCAUCGCGCCUAA